AUGGGUUCCACCCAUUCGUCCGCAGAUGAGUCUGACUCAGGGACGGCCCACCCCCAGGAGAUGGAGGUUGAGGGCACUCAGGGAGGGGAGGAGGUCUCGAGGGACCCCUCUGUCGACCUUCUUCUAGGUCAAUACGCCUUGAAGUUCCGAGACACAGUCGAGGAUCUUCCUGGCGAUCUCGAGGUAUUGACCACCUCCAUUGUGAAGGCCACAGACUGGGUUCUGCGGGCCGCGCACCACAAUCCGCUCACCAUCGAUGGGGGCGAUGCCUUUGUGGCCCAGAUGACGCGAACUCAACAACUUUUCUCACUCGCCUCUCUCCUUGAGGCUGAGACGUCUUCCAAGGAUGAGCCGACCAUUCACCUGGCUCCUGUUUUCAGGCCUCCUCCUCCCGCAGCCUGUGGGCCGCUCAACGAGGGUGUCGUUGAUGUAGGGGCCCCGCCUGACGUCCUCAUGCAGGCAUUGGACGACCUGGGUUGCCCUGCCUCCCCUGCUCGUAUCCCCGCUUCCAAGAAGCGUAAGGGUGUCGAUCGUCCGGUCCCACCUCCUCCUCAGAAGAAGAGCAAGGUGGCCUACUCUCGCCCUGGUCCACCUCCGCCGAUCAACCACGCUACCAAACCCAAGCCCUGUCCAAUGACGUGGGCAGGGAUCGCACGACAGGCCGCUCCAAUGCCUCCCCCGCCUCCUGGCUUGGGACCGCAGCGUCGCGGGCCUUCUCCUCCUCCCCCCGCAUUCCCAAUGGGCCCGAUGAAGACUUCUCCUCAUCAGUCCGUUCCUUCUUUCACUUCCGAGGGCCCCACCCGGAAGCAAGUUCUCCUGUCGUUUGGGGGUACCCCUCCCGACCUCACGAAGUUCUUCACCGACUCGGCUGUCCGUGCAGCCAACGGAUAUCUCAGGGAUGGGCAAUCUAUGUUGAAGGUCACCUCCAUCGUCCGCGCCUACGACGGUUUGUCAUUGGUCACCCCCGCUGUUGCCAGCCCGUCCGACCUGGACAUACUGCGCAACUUCAUCCGCGAAAGCCUCCCAACAGGUACUCCGUUCGAGGUUGCACUUCCGUCGUUGACAUCUUUCAUAAAGAUCCUUGAUGUUCCCUACUUCGAUCCGAAAGGGUUGAAGAUCACCCAGGAGGCGCUUGAAAAGGCCCUCCGUACCUCGGUUCAUGCUGAGGUCUUUCGCAUAUCUGAGCACCAAGCCUCGGAUCGACCGCAACUUGGUGCACUCGACAUCGUGCACCGUGUACUGCAACAUCUGGGACUCCCAGCAGGGAACCUGAGCCAAGAAGGCCUUAGGCCAACCAAUUUCCUCACUGGGUGGUCCUGCGCUAUCAGGCCUGCUGCGCGUCACACUGGGGUCCCGCUAUGCCAGCGCUGCUGGAAGUGGGGCCACCCCACCGUCGCCUGCAAGGCGAAACAACUCUCUUGCCCCAUCUGCUUGGGUCCGCACGAGCAGAAGGAGCACUGCCAGCAUGCGGGAUGUUGCAAGGGUAACGUGAAAGCGAAGCCUCCUGUGCCGCCCACCCCUCGCGACCAGCCUUGCCCCCACAAGGGCCGCUGUGUCAACUGCCACAAGGACCACGCCGCCAACUCAGCGUCGUGCAAGUUCUGGGCCCAUUGCUACAACCGUGAGUGGAUCAUGGCCCAGUAUCGUCAGACUAAUGUUGGGAAACCAGCAGGAUCUAAAUAG
Cyclocybe aegerita is the source of this 1683-nucleotide messenger RNA. The record is from the annotation of a GenBank genome assembly. Lineage: Eukaryota; Fungi; Basidiomycota; Agaricomycetes; Agaricales; Hemipholiotaceae.